Cyprinus carpio (common carp) is the source of this 2529-nucleotide messenger RNA. RefSeq names its product DEAH (Asp-Glu-Ala-His) box polypeptide 33 (gene dhx33). Gene Ontology annotation, biological process: positive regulation of transcription by RNA polymerase I. Bases 161 to 2194 code for a protein of 677 amino acids. NCBI's taxonomy places the organism in Eukaryota, Metazoa, Chordata, Actinopteri, Cypriniformes, Cyprinidae. Gene Ontology annotation, cellular component: nucleolus; intracellular anatomical structure. The record is from RefSeq and is a predicted model, not a curated record. The transcript is spliced from 12 exons. Gene Ontology annotation, molecular function: ATP binding; RNA binding.
CGAGGCGGCGCGGGGGUGACGUCAUCAGAGCGCGCCAGCAGCAGCCCCGGAGCCACACGAGCGGAUGAUGUAAACAACCGCAGCGCGAGUCUCCUCUGCUGUCCGUCUGUCUUUAUGAGCGAGAUCGGCCCUUCACACUGCCGCGCAUCUCCCGCAGAUCAUGCCCCGCGACCCCGACCCUCCUCCGGCGAAGAGAUUUAAGCCGGGCUCUCCCUUCUCCCGCCUGGAUAAGAAGAAGCCGGGCAUGCUGCUGCCCAGAGCCGGACACGCGCCCGUCAACGUGGACGCGCAGCGCAAACAGCUGCCCAUCUAUCAGAGCAGAACCCAGCUCAUCAACCAGAUCCGACAGCUGCACAGCGCUGUGUUCAUCGGUGAGACGGGCUCAGGUAAAACCACGCAGAUACCGCAGUACCUGUAUGAGGCCGGCAUCGGCCGGCAGGGCAUUAUCGGCAUCACUCAGCCGCGCCGCGUCGCCGCCAUAUCGCUAGCAGCACGAGUGGCCGAAGAGAAGAAGGUUCAGCUGGGAAAACUGGUGGGCUACACGGUGCGCUUUGAAGACGUCACGUCGUCGGAGACCAAGCUGAAGUUCAUGACGGACGGGAUGUUGUUGCGGGAGGCGAUAGGCGAUCCGUUAUUACUGCGCUACACUGUGGUGAUCCUGGACGAGGCUCACGAGCGCACCGUUCACACAGACGUGCUGUUCGGCGUGGUGAAGGCCGCUCAACGCAAGCGCAUUGAACAGAACAAAAUACCUCUGAAGGUUGUUGUGAUGUCUGCCACCAUGGACGUGGAUCUGUUCUCUCAGUACUUCAACAAAUCACCGGUUCUGUAUCUGGAGGGCCGACAGCAUCCCAUUCAGAUCUACUACACCAAACAGCCUCAGUCCGACUAUCUGCAGGCAGCGCUCGUCUCCAUAUUUCAGAUUCACCAGGAAGCUCCAGCGUCGCAUGACAUCCUGGUGUUCAUGACGGGUCAGGAGGAGAUCGAAGCGCUGGCCCGCACCUGUCGGGACAUUUCCAAACACCUGCCGGAGAGCUGCGGGCCGAUGACGGUGGUGCCGCUCUACGCCUCGCUGCCGCCGGCUCAGCAGCUGCGGGUGUUUCAGCCCGCGCCCAAGGGGUCCAGGAAGGUGGUUCUCUCCACAAACAUCGCAGAAACCUCCAUCACCAUCUCCGGCAUCAAAUACGUGAUCGACACGGGGAUGGUGAAAGCCAAACGCUACAAUCCAGACAGCGGUCUGGAGGUGUUAGCGGUCCAGCGCGUGUCUAAAGCUCAGGCCUGGCAGCGCUCCGGUCGAGCCGGGAGAGAAGACGCCGGCUCAUGUUACCGUCUCUACACUGAAGAGGAGUUUGACAACCUCGCCAACAUGACCGUACCCGAGAUACAGAGGUGUAAUCUGGCCAGUGUUAUCCUGCAGCUGCUCGCUCUGGGCGUCCCUGAUGUCCUCAACUUUGACUUCAUGUCCAAACCGUCACCUGAGUCGCUGCGGACCGCCGUGGAGCAGCUGUGUAUCCUCGGCGCCGUCGACAGAAAAGACGAUCACGUGUCUUUAACGCCGCUGGGCAAGAAAAUGGCCUGCUUCCCUCUAGAGCCUCGCUUCUCCAAAGUAAUUGUGAUCUCUCCUGAUUUCUCCUGCGCUGAGGAGGUUCUGACCAUCAUCUCGCUCCUCUCCGUCGACUCGGUCUCCGCGCGCAGAGACGACGUCCUCGCCGUCCGCAGGAAGUUCAUCUCCAGCGAGGGCGACCACAUGACGCUCCUCAACAUCUACAGGGCCUUUAAGAAAGUCAGCGGAAACAAGGACUGGUGUCGAGAGAACUUUGUGAACAGCAGGAACAUGGGGCUGGUGUUGGAGGUUCGAGCUCAGCUCAGGGAUAUCUGCAUCAAGAUGAACAUGAAGCUGGAGUCGUCUCUGUCGGACCUGAUGAACGUGCGGCGCUGUCUGGCUCACGGUUUGUUCAUGAACGCGGCGGAGCUGCAGCCGGACGGCUCUUACGUGGCUCUGGACACACACCAGCCCGUGGCCAUCCAUCCCUCAUCCGUCCUGUUCCAGGCCAAACCCGCCUGCGUGGUUUUCAACGAGCUCCUGCACACGUCUCGCUGUUACAUGAGGGAUCUGUGUUUGGUGGACGCCGAGUGGCUGCAGGAAGCUGCGCCGGAGUAUUUCCGCCGGAAGCUGCGCGCGACAAAGAGUUAACGCUUUCCAAAUGCCGCGGGUUUGAUGUUUCUGAAGACUGCAUGAUGGAACGAAAAAAGCAAAGCGCUCCAACAGUUCAUCUACUGAUGCAUAUUGUGAAAAAACGGAACGUUUUUUCACAAUAUGCAUCAGUAGAUGAACUGUUGGAGCGCUUUGCUUUUUUGGAUUUGAUAUGCAACACAUUAGGCAGUUUUUGCCAAAGAGUUUUGCUUUGUUAACUUUUCUAGAAGUGAAUGAGUCCUUUCUACUUGUUAUAAAUCUUAAGAUGGCACGCCUGUUUCUAGCUCUUUUACAAACUGCUGAAGUCUGAUUGAAUGAAAUUCAGGUUCACUUCC